Messenger RNA from Tripterygium wilfordii, 946 nucleotides. Its product is annotated as homeobox-leucine zipper protein HOX3-like. NCBI's taxonomy places the organism in Eukaryota, Viridiplantae, Streptophyta, Magnoliopsida, Celastrales, Celastraceae. Bases 109 to 807 code for a protein of 232 amino acids. Gene Ontology annotation, biological process: regulation of DNA-templated transcription. The record is from RefSeq and is a predicted model, not a curated record. The transcript has 4 exons. Gene Ontology annotation, molecular function: sequence-specific DNA binding; DNA-binding transcription factor activity, RNA polymerase II-specific.
UUCAUCCCCCACCCCCUCUCUCUCGUCUAUCAUUUUCUCUGCCAAAAAUCCAUUCUUCUUUUUUUUUAAAUUCUAUAAAAUUAUUGAUCUUUGUUUGUGCAAAUUUAUAUGGAAACUCCUUCAAGCUUGGAAUUAACCAUAUCCAUGCCUGGCUUCUCCUCAUCUCCACCUCUUAUUACCUCAUCGGUGAGGGAUUUGGACAUAAACCAAGUACCAUCAGGUGGGGAGGAAGAGGAAUGGAUGACGGCAGGAAUGGAAGACGAAGAUGAAAGUAGCAGCCUUAACGGAGGAGAAGGAGGAGGAGGAGGAGUCCAUAUUCCUCGCAAGAAGCUCCGUCUAGCAAAGGAACAGUCUCGCCUUCUUGAAGAAAGUUUCAUACACAACCACACCUUAAACCCAAGACAAAAAGAAGCGUUGGCUUUGGAGUUGAAUCUGAGGCCGAGGCAAGUGGAGGUGUGGUUUCAAAACCGCAGAGCCAGGAGCAAGUUGAAGCAGACGGAAAUGGAGUGUGAGUACAUGAAGAGAUGGUUCGGGUCGCUGACGGAGCAGAACCGGAGGCUACAAAGGGAGGUGGAGGAGCUGAGGGCCAUGAAGGUGGCCCCACCAACAGCGAUGUCUCCCCACAGUUGGGAGCCACUUCCGGCAUCCACACUCACAAUGUGCCCUCGGUGCGAGCGCGUGGCACGCACUGCGGGUCCCAGCAUGAUCAUUACAACCGGCGCCGCCACCCCUACAAUUGCGGCCACCUUGUCGUCUAAAGUCCGCGCACCAACCUUCCCUUCGCCACAAUCUUCUGCGGCUUGUUAGUUGGUUAACUUAGUACCGCUUGGGCAAAGUACAAUUAAUUUUAAAUUAAUUAGAUUAAUGAAUUAGUGUUCAUACUUCUAAUUUACACAAAAAUGGAUGUGGGGAAUGGUAUUGAUUAGGUAUAUAUCCAAUUUAUAAU